This is a messenger RNA of Quercus lobata, 1011 nucleotides long. RefSeq lists its product as uncharacterized. The coding region runs from base 358 to 825 and encodes 155 amino acids. The transcript has 2 exons. The record is from RefSeq and is a predicted model, not a curated record. Lineage: Eukaryota; Viridiplantae; Streptophyta; Magnoliopsida; Fagales; Fagaceae.
UCACUUUUCAGGAUUCUCUCUACUCUCAUAGUUGGUUUGAUAUAAAGUCCUUUUGUCUUUUUUUCACUUUCACUUUCCAGGAUUCUCUCUAUCCUCAUAGUCUCUCUUUACAAACACAAAUUUAUUCUCCUUCUAACAGAAACUAAACGGCAAGAACCAAUAAUAAUAGAGAAAGAUCCAGUAUCGGUGAAGCAUUUUGGUUAAACAAGAUGUCAAAGACCUGCUGAUCUACUCCAUAAACGUGGUCCUUUUCCCCCAAAAUCAAAACCCUAAUUUAUUCGCACAGCCCAACUACACCCUUGAUCUCUGAGAUUUGUUGAAUUUUAAUUGCCCUUCACCCCGAGUCUGGCAUUACAUAUGGAUCUUGCAGACACCGCUUCAUCCUCCUCAAUCAUGGCAUCAUCUUUAUCACCCUUCUCCAACGCAGUUCCUGCACCUACAUUUUCUGUUCAAAUGGCACAGGAUCUUGAAUCCUUCUCAAUGGUAAGGGCCACGGAAAUUUUGGUCUCUAUGGAUGAUCUUAAUGAUGAAACCAAGUUCCAGGCCCUUAAAAAAUUAGAAAAGCUCGAAUGGAGGCAAGUUUUAAUCACCUUGAAUCCGGAAUUACAACGGGGCUGGAUCGAGUAUCUGACCGUUCCUGCACAAGUUCCUGAUCCCUUCUCGAUGGUGAAGGCCACGGAAAUUUUGGUCUCUAUGUCUGAUAACGAUGAUACCAUGUUCAAGGCCCUUGAAAAAUUAGAAAAGCCCGAAUGGAGGGAAGUUUUGAUCACCUUGAAUCCGGAAACACGACGGGGCUGGAUCGAGCAUCUGGCUAGUUUACCCUAGGUAGUUGGUGAAGGAAGUGGAGGAAGUGAAGCGAAAGAUUUGUGGUGUUUCAGAUAAAGUAGUUAAUGUUUAUUUAAUUUUUGGUUUGUUCCAAUAUUAGUCAAUGAAUAAGUUAAUGUACAGAGAUUAAGGCUAAAUAAUAUAUUCCUUCAAAUAUCCAGGUAAUUGGAAAAAUCAAUGUUAUUA